Messenger RNA from Capsicum annuum, 1373 nucleotides. Its product is annotated as GPN-loop GTPase QQT1. Gene Ontology annotation, molecular function: GTPase activity. The record is from RefSeq and is a predicted model, not a curated record. Gene Ontology annotation, cellular component: cytoplasm. The transcript has 11 exons. The coding region runs from base 193 to 1113 and encodes 306 amino acids. Lineage: Eukaryota; Viridiplantae; Streptophyta; Magnoliopsida; Solanales; Solanaceae.
UGACGUACGUACAAGUUGAAAGACUCUAGAGUCAAAUGGAAGGAGGGAGUAUCUGAUAUAGUAAUUCUAUGUACUAGGCCGCUGGACAGACGCCGAGAAAUCAGUAGCAGCGGCGGAGCUCUUCCACUUUCAGGCAACUCUCCACAAAAUCUGAAGCUGGAACUUUGAGGGUUAGAAUAAGAACUUAGAAGAAUGGUGUUUGGUCAAGUAGUGAUUGGCCCCCCUGGUUCUGGCAAAACCACUUAUUGCAAUGGGAUGUCUCAGUUCCUCCAACUUAUCGGAAGGAAAGUUGCUGUUAUCAAUUUGGAUCCUGCUAAUGAUGCUUUACCAUAUGAGUGUGCUGUGAACAUUGAGGAUCUAAUUAAGCUGAGUGAUGUUAUGGUUGAACAUUCUCUUGGUCCGAAUGGAGGGCUCGUAUAUUGCAUGGACUAUCUCAUGAAGAAUAUUGACUGGUUGGAGUCUAGGUUAAAACCUCUCCUUAAAGAGCACUAUUUACUUUUUGAUUUUCCGGGUCAGGUGGAACUAUUUUUCCUUCAUGAAAAUGCAAAGAACAUGAUUAUGGAACUUAUAAAGAAGUUAGAUCUUAGGUUGACCGCAGUCCAUUUAGUUGAUGCCCAUCUUUGCAGUGAUCCAGGGAAAUAUGUGAGUGCAUUGCUCCUCUCGUUAUCCACCAUGUUACACUUGGAGCUUCCUCACGUCAAUGUUUUGUCAAAGAUUGAUCUUAUUGAAAGCUAUGGAAAGCUAGCUUUUAACCUGGACUUCUACACAGACGUCCAAGAUUUAUCGUAUUUGCAGAAUGCACUCAGUCAGGAUCCUCGCUCUGCUAAAUAUAGAAAGCUUACAAAGGAGCUUUGCGAGGUGAUAGAAGAUUAUGGACUUGUCAACUUCACGACUUUAGAUAUCCAGGAUAAAGAGAGUGUUGGGAAUCUAGUUAAACUAAUUGACAAGAGCAAUGGAUAUAUAUUUGCUGGCAUAGAUGCAAGUGCUGUUGGAUUCAGCAAAAUUGCAGUUGGUCCCGUUGAUUGGGACUACUACAGAGUUGCAGCAGUACAGGAGAAAUACAUUAAGGAUGAUGAAGACUUUGAUAUGACAAGGAACAGUGAUACAAAAUAGUUGGUCCACUUUGGAAUCAUAUAUAUGGGCUUGUGAUAAAAUCUCUGAAUACUGCAUCUAACAAAAAACUAAUUAUUUUAAUGUAUGGUCUUUUUUACUCAUUACUGAACUUCCUUUUUUGUAGAAAAAAAAAAGAUGAAGGCUUGUGGUAAAAUCAUAUGGGCUUCUUUCGUUUGAGUGCCUGUAAUAUUUACUCAUUACUGAACUUCUUUUUUUGUAGUAAAAUAAAAUAGAUGAACACCAAGUUACUUUUUCUGAAA